UUUUUCCAUCUAUCCAAGCCUUCCGUUGUUGGUGAUAGGUGGCAGGUAUUCCAUAAGUUUAGUUGAGAUGCACGAAAGCUAGCCUUAAUUUCACGAUUAUAAAAAGUAAAGGACUAGUUUAUCAUCAGUCAAAGUUCAAGGGGUAUGAGCGCACUUCCCAUUUUUUCUUGAAAGGAAAAAAGUCAGAAUAUGGGUCCUCAUUUGCCCCGCUUCAAUUCUCCCGCCAUUUGUGAAAAAAGAGAAAAGAGGGAAAAAGCUCCAAACCCUAACUCCGCUUAAUCCCUCAUCGAUCUGACAAUGGUGUCAACCUCCUGGACAAGAGGUUCCUACAAGCCCUUGAAAAAAUGGGAAAGAUUUGUCACCUUUAUCUAACGAGAGAUCAUGCAUACUUCCUUCAUAACCUCCUUAACGGUGAUGGAAUCCAAUGCAUUGCUCAAUUCCGUAAAGAAGCACUCUUCGAUGAGUAUCGCAUUUCUAGUCAAAACGAUGAUCGGAUUUCUUUUGCUAUUGAUCUCUCUCUUUUGCACCGCGCUCUUCAUAGUAUCAUUAGUGUUUACACCGAGUUUAGUGCUGGGGAUAGUGGAGUUCCUGGUGGAAAUAGUGCCCCUAACCGUAUUCAAAUCAAGCUGGUGAAGAAGCUUCCUCCUCAUUCUCAACAACCGAUGCCUUUUCUUACUUUCGAGACGAAAGGUUACAAGUCUGCUGUUAUUCAAGAUGUGCCUAUAUCUAAGCCGUUGUCGAGGUCUGAUGUGCUUGAAUUACAAGCAGCUCUUGAUAUGGCUCAGGAUUUGCCUCAGACGCUUAUACAAGUUCCGGCUAUGCAGCAGUUACAGAACUUCGUGGAGAAAAUGAAAAAUGUUGGUGAUGUGCUUAAUGUUUCUAUUAGCAAGUAUGGUGAUCUGCAUCUGCAAGUUUCUACUACGCUGAUUACGCUUGGUGCUGAGUUUCGGAAGCUGACAGUUAUAGGAGAACAAGCGCAGAGUCCAACGGAGGAUCAGAAUUUGAGUGCUCAGUCAAGGACGAGAAUAGCAAUUCAGAGAGGAGAUGCAAUGACAGUGCAAGUGAAUGUAAAACAUUUCUUCAAGAGUCUUCAGUGUCAAUCAGCAAAGCCUGAUUGCGCUUUCUAUGGGAUCGCUCAGCAGGGUUCAUGCUUAACUGUCGUAUUUCAGUUCUUCAUCCCAGGUACACAUCAAACGGACAAGGCAAUCAGUCUACAUUGUCGGCUACCUGUUCUCGACACUGGAUCUAGUUGAAAAGUUGACUAAAUCAAGAUUGGUGUUUCUUUGGCGGUCUAACCUUCCUAAAUUCCUUGCUGGUUAUGUUAAUACAGUCAUAGACUCGUAGCUGAUAGCAUUAGUCAUCAUAACAUGGAUUAUAAUGUCCUUUCUGUGUAAUUAAAUGAAGACUUAAUUAUGUAGAUUAGACUCUUGGUCCUGCACUGGUGAGAUAUAUACAACUGCCUGGACUUUAACGGGUUGUGCAAUCCAUUGUUCUCCCCAAUCUUUUGCUAGUUUUGGAAGGUGUACUAUUGUAGUAAGCGUUUUCUUGAUACUCGUAUGGUGUGUUUUAGAUU
This is a messenger RNA of Capsicum annuum, 1573 nucleotides long. RefSeq lists its product as uncharacterized. The transcript is spliced from 2 exons. The coding region runs from base 345 to 1253 and encodes 302 amino acids. NCBI's taxonomy places the organism in Eukaryota, Viridiplantae, Streptophyta, Magnoliopsida, Solanales, Solanaceae. Gene Ontology annotation, cellular component: site of double-strand break; checkpoint clamp complex; nucleolus. Gene Ontology annotation, biological process: mitotic intra-S DNA damage checkpoint signaling; telomere maintenance; mitotic DNA replication checkpoint signaling. The record is from RefSeq and is a predicted model, not a curated record.